Melanotaenia boesemani (Boeseman's rainbowfish) is the source of this 2205-nucleotide messenger RNA. RefSeq names its product N-acetylgalactosaminidase, alpha (gene naga). The record is from RefSeq and is a predicted model, not a curated record. Gene Ontology annotation, molecular function: alpha-galactosidase activity. The transcript is spliced from 10 exons. Gene Ontology annotation, cellular component: cytoplasm. Bases 125 to 1429 code for a protein of 434 amino acids. Gene Ontology annotation, biological process: glycoside catabolic process; glycosylceramide catabolic process; oligosaccharide metabolic process. Lineage: Eukaryota; Metazoa; Chordata; Actinopteri; Atheriniformes; Melanotaeniidae.
UUCCUUGAAGUCGGCAGAAGUGUUAAAACGGCAUCAAACCAAGCCAAACGCACCGGUUUCUGAGUUAGUCAGCUGACAGCAUAAAGAAAAACAGCACUUGCCAGGUGGUCACACCCAGUCAGGAAUGCAUUUUAUGGUGCUUGUCUUCACCUCUGUGCUCUCUGUGACCACUUUUGCCCUCGACAAUGGACUGAUGAGGACCCCUCCCAUGGGCUGGCUGGCAUGGGAGCGUUUUCGUUGUGACAUUGACUGUGACCAUGACCCCAAGAACUGCAUUAGUGAGAAUCUGUUCAUCGAUAUGGCAGACAGACUGUUUGAAGAUGGCUGGAAGGAACUUGGUUAUGUCUAUGUGAACAUAGAUGAUUGCUGGUCCUCCAUGGAGAGAGACAAGCAGGGACGGCUGCAGUCUGACCCCAAGAGGUUUCCAGGAGGAAUUCAAAAACUGGCACGCUACUUGCAUGACAGGGGUCUGAAACUGGGCAUCUAUGGGGACAUGGGCACACACACCUGUGGGGGCUACCCUGGCACCCCCCUUGACAAAAUCCAAAUAGAUGCUCAAACUUUUGCUGACUGGGAAGUGGAUAUGUUUAAAUUUGAUGGUUGUUACUCCAAUGACGCAGAGCAAGCACAGGGUUACCCUCUCAUGUCAAAGGCUUUAAAUGCUACAGGCCGUCCCAUUGGCUAUUCCUGCAGCUGGCCUGCCUACCAGGGUGGUUUGCCACCAAAGGUAAAUUACACUCAGCUGGGAGAGAUCUGCAAUCUCUGGCGUAAUUAUGACGAUAUCCAGGACUCGUGGCACAGUGUGCUGAGCAUUGUCGACUGGUUUUUUGAAAACCAGGACAUCCUGGGACCGGCAGCAGGACCUGGAAGGUGGAAUGACCCUGACAUGUUGCUUGUUGGUGACUUUGGCCUCAGUGUGGACCAGUCUCGUACUCAGAUGGCUCUGUGGGCGAUCAUGGCAGCUCCUCUUUUCAUGUCCAACGACCUCCGCACCAUCAGCAGCGAGGCCCGGAACAUCCUGCAAAACAAAAUGGCCAUCAGCAUCAACCAGGAUGUCAUGGGCAUCCAGGGAAGAAGAAUUGUGAAGGAGAAAAGUGGCAUUGAGGUGUUCUGGCGUCCCCUGUCAAACAAUGCUAGUGCUUUAGUAUUCUUCAGUCGCCGUGACGACAUGCCCUACCGGUACACGACUUCACUCAGUAAACUCAACUACACCACGGGCAGCUACAAGAUCAUUGAUGUCUUCACUGAGAAAACUGCUGCACUGAAAGACUCGACUGACUUUGUUGUGUCAGUGAACCCUUCUGGUGUGGUCAUGUGGUAUGUCUCUGCACCUGGCAAACUUAGCUUCCGCCAGUUGUCUAGAGCUGGUAAACUCUACGGAUAUGUUCGUGAAGCUGAGAAAAAUGACCUUCCUCGUGUCUUCCUCUGAAUUCUCAACUCAGUGGCACUAUCUUAAAUGAGGACUUGUUUCUCUGAAAAUCAAGAUGCAUCUAAAAUUGAAUUAUUUUUCCUUUUUUUUUUUUACCACUUUUCCUUAUGAGAUUUCUCAUAUUUAUGAUUUAUUUCUUUUCUCAAAUUGUUUGUUCAACUCAGUUUUAUAAGCACACACGUGUUCAUGUAUUUUAAGACAAGACAUGAUGAUUAUUAUGGUUGAUGCUGAAUCGUCUGCUUUCAGUAAAACAUUUCUUUAGGGAAUGUAUCAGUUCAUCAGAUUUAUUAAUUCAUGCUGUUGCAGUCUAUUUUUUAAUGUUUUAAAUUCAUACUUGAAUUUAUAAAAUAAAUUGUCAGCCUGUCCAAGAUGUGGACAUUGCUCAGGAAUGUUUUAUUUAAUUUUAGAUCAUUUGAAAUAAAGACAAAUUUUCUUAAAAAUUAUCCUCUGAUGUUUUUAAUCUAUACAAGAUUUCACCAAGAUGAUUAUCCCUGACAGGUUAGACCUCAGUGUAACUAUGUGCCAAUUUUCUAUACAGUCUUAUUUCAGAUAUAAUAUGUUUAAAUUAAUGCAUUUCAGUUUAGUUUAUACUAAAAAUUAAUUUCAUAAGGAUUUAAAAUCUGUUACAAACAUUGGCAGUCAAAUAAAAGGUAAACAUGCACACACACAAAAAAAAUUGCCAUUGUUCACUCAGUUGGUACACCACAUAACUCUGCUGUGUACUUCUAUCCUCUGUAAAUUGAUUUGUAAGUUAAUCUAAGUGCAGUAUUAAUGAA